Paramacrobiotus metropolitanus is the source of this 1369-nucleotide messenger RNA. RefSeq lists its product as uncharacterized. The record is from RefSeq and is a predicted model, not a curated record. Lineage: Eukaryota; Metazoa; Tardigrada; Eutardigrada; Parachela; Macrobiotidae. Bases 451 to 1356 code for a protein of 301 amino acids. The transcript is spliced from 5 exons.
UGACUAAAUUAAGAUUUCCGGAAGACCUGAAAGGUAAAAGUUUCAGAAAAAUGAAUAUCAGGGACUUCCGGUGCGUGACACAGGUAUCACCGCCCGAUGUGACAGCGUGAAUUAGCUUACGCUGGGGUCAUUUAAAAUCUCAAAUUUAUGUUAUGUUUGGCUUUCGAGCUGCCCGGAAUUUUACACAAAUUUUUGAGGAUUUUUUUGAAAUUUUGAUUCAAGACCCGAUUAACCUGAUUCACUUGGAUACACACGCUGUGAUGCUAGAUUCACCGCUGUGUGCACCUCGAUUCACCGGGAUUCACUGGGAUUUACUGACAAAAAAUAUGAUAAAAAUCUUUCGAUUAUUCUGCAACCAGGAUUCACCUAGAUACACACGCUGUGAUGCUGGAUUCACCGUUGUUCGCACCUUGAUUCACCGGGACUCACUGGGAUUCACUGACAAAAAAUAUGAUUAAAAACCAGCAAUUAUUCUGCAACCAGGAUUCACUUGGAUACACAUACUGGGAGGCUGGAUUCACCGUUGUUUGCACCUCGAUAAACCGGGAUUCAUUAGGAUUCACUGACGGAAAAUAUGAUAGAAAUCUAGCAAUUAUUCUGCAACCAGGAAUCACUUGGAUACACACACUCUAUGCUGGAUUCACCGCUGUGUGCACUUCGAUUUACCGGGAUUCAUUGAGAUUCAUUGACAGAAAGUGGUUAAAAUUCCUCGCCGCGUUUGUUUUCCUUCUGCAAAAUAAUGCGCUUCCCGUUACUCGCAAUGUUCACGCAUCAUCACUGGGUGAUGCUUGUUAUUACAGCUCCGCAGAUGAUGAAGGAUCAGAGGAACUAGAUCAAGUUCUCCGCAACGCCCUGAAUGGAUCAAAAAAAGAUGACGGAGAGGCGGAAAACGCCAGCGUCCCAGAAGCUAAGGAGGCUUUUCCAAACGUUGACAAAGACAUACUUAUUCUGGUACUUCUUGGGGCAGCCGUAGUUCUGCUUAUUGGACUUUAUAUGUUGCCUGUCUGUCUGCGUUGGUCGGAGAAACGCCGCUCCCAAAACAACCUUUUUUGGCCGGAGAGAACUCCAACGGGAAGCGUUACUCCACUUGUAGUUGCAGUGCCUUGCCGAUAUGCCAGUCAACCGUCGGAUGCUAGGACUGUUAUCACACCUUACCAGGUCUCUGAACCCCUUGAGCAGAGGAUCAGUAACGCAAGAUACCAACAGCUUCCUCCCCCGUUGCCCCCUAAACAGUCAGCAAGGCCAUCAAACACCAGCCUGCAGACCCGGAACAGAGAUUUUACUAGUUUUCGCACUUCCGGCAGAGAUUCCCCACCCCCAGCACCGCUCCCAAGUUGCGCUUCAACGUGGGCGUGAAUUUUAAGCGACU